Messenger RNA from Lotus japonicus, 387 nucleotides. Its product is annotated as glycine-rich cell wall structural protein 1.0-like. The transcript has 4 exons. Bases 1 to 387 code for a protein of 128 amino acids. NCBI's taxonomy places the organism in Eukaryota, Viridiplantae, Streptophyta, Magnoliopsida, Fabales, Fabaceae. The record is from RefSeq and is a predicted model, not a curated record.
AUGGGGUGUGUGAACCAGGAUGAUCUUGCCCAGGAGCACUCAAUGAAGAGGGCUAGACCAUAUAGUUUCUUCCAUGGGAAAUUUGGAGUUGAGGCACUAGGAAGAUAUGAUGGUCGAAAAGAAAGAAGUGGUGGCAGUGGCGACGACGGUGCUGGUGAUGGUAGUGGUGGGGGCGGCGGUAAUGGUGAUGGUGGCGAUGAAGGUGACAGUGACGGUGGUGGCAGCAGUGGGGACAACAACAGUGAUGACGAUGAAGGUGGUGGUGGUGGUGAAGGCGGUGGUAACUCAUUUUCAAUUACAAUAAUUACCAAAAUGAUUGAAAUCGGACCUGAUCAAACCAAUGAGGGUAAUGGACUACUAGUUCAUGGUUUAUGGAUUCAAUCGUAG